This is a messenger RNA of Wallemia mellicola CBS 633.66, 1186 nucleotides long. RefSeq names its product ribonuclease HII. Gene Ontology annotation, biological process: DNA replication, removal of RNA primer; mismatch repair. Lineage: Eukaryota; Fungi; Basidiomycota; Wallemiomycetes; Wallemiales; Wallemiaceae. Gene Ontology annotation, cellular component: ribonuclease H2 complex. The record is from RefSeq and is a predicted model, not a curated record. The coding region runs from base 6 to 989 and encodes 327 amino acids. The transcript has 4 exons. Gene Ontology annotation, molecular function: RNA-DNA hybrid ribonuclease activity; RNA binding.
ACAAAAUGGUUAAAAGGACGCGUAAAGAUAGUAAAUUAGAUGAUGAUGAAGAAGUGCAUGCACUACCACCAUCUAUGAACGCUGGAGAACCGCUUGUAUCAUCCUACAGCUAUCACUCAGAUGUCCCAGAAACCCUCCUCAAUAACAAAGUAAUGAUGGGAGUUGAUGAGGCAGGCAGAGGUCCAGUUUUAGGUCCACUUGUUUACGGUAUUGCAUAUUGUAAUCUCGAUUAUGAAGAUACACUCAAAGAUGUUGGAUUCGCAGAUUCGAAAGCUCUCACAGCAGAAUCACGUCAAACGCUUCUCGAUAAGCUUAUUUCACUCUCAGAUCAACUCGCUUGGUCAGUUCGCGUGAUGUCUCCUCAAGAUAUCAGCGCAGGAAUGCUUAAGAAAGUUCCAUAUAAUCUCAAUGCACAAUCACACGAUGCUACAUUCUCAUUAAUCAAUGAUGUUAUAGCCAAAGGUGUGCAAUUAGAACAUGUAUAUGUUGAUACAGUUGGACCAGCUAAAUCCUAUCAGGCGAAACUAGAAGCCGCAUUCCCUUCUAUCGGCUUUACAGUCGCGUCGAAAGCUGAUUCAUUGUUCCCAAUUGUUUCAGCAGCUUCCAUAGCGGCUAAAGUAACCAGAGAUGCAAUUAUCGACAAUUGGUCCUUCUUGGAACCUAUUAGUAACGCGAUUAGCUCCUCAAAGAAGCUCAAGAAUGAGGAUUCUUCAGUUGAUGUCUCAGAACAGCAACCCGAGAAGAUGAAAUUAGGCAGUGGAUAUCCAGGUGAUCCAAACACCGUCGCUUGGCUUAAAAACAACCUCGAUGAUGUCUUUGGGUUACCACAAUUGGCCAGAUUUAGUUGGUCGACAGUCAAGAACCUACUAGAAUCGAAUGCCCAUCAAGUUACCUGGAUGGAUGAGGAUGAAAAUGUCUACAAGUCUCAACUUAGCGAUGCACCUCCAUCGUUAAAGAAGUUAGGCGUACAACCAAUUUCCUCUCUUUAAUUGUAAUUCUAGAAGUAUGCGUCUAUGCAUAAAUAAUAAUGUAUAUCUACAAUUUCUUUGUAUACCAAAAAGAUGAAAUAAAAAUUACGAUAGAUAAGCUAACGAACAGCGUGGUUGCCAUUACCAGCGUCUCAUGUUACCACCAGAGUAGCUGUUAGCACCACUGCUGAAUCCGCCGCCGCCUCUGCCGUAACCGC